CUUUGCCUUCGCGGGGUCUCCAAGAUGCACGCUCUCGGUCCUGCUCCUGGUUGCGCGCUUUCGGUCCUGCUCCUCCUGGUUGCUUCGUGGCGGGGCGGAUCGACGGCGCCUCUCGCCCCGCCGGAGGUGCACAGCCUGCAGGGGAGCUGGCGGUUGAGCAACGGGAACGGCUCGCUGGUGCUGGGAGGCGAUGUGCCCGGGUGCGUGCACACCGCGUUGCUCCGACACGGUCUCAUCCAGGAUCCUUAUUACAGAUUUAAUGACCUGGCCUACGCAUGGAUAUCCUUGGAUAACUGGACAUACAGCAGAGAUUUCAAAACUCCCUUUGAUAUCAGGACAUGGCAAAAAGUGAGUUUGGUUUUUGAUGGGGUGGAUACAGUAGCACAGAUUGUGGUCAAUAAUGUCACUGUUGGGAGGACAGACAACAUGUUCAACAGAUACAGCUUUGAUAUUACCGAUGUGAUCAAGGAGGUCAAUGCAAUUCAUGUUAAUUUUGUCUCGGCUGUUUGGUAUGCUGCAGAGCAGAGUAAAAAUCACCAAGCAUACAGGGUUCCUCCGGAAUGCCCUCCACCUGUACAGAAAGGACAAUGUCACGUUAACUUCAUCAGAAAGGAGCAGUGCUCAUUUAGCUGGGACUGGGGCCCCUCUUUCCCUACUCAGGGCAUUUGGAAGGAUGUCAGGAUUGAAGCGUAUAAUCUUUGCCGCCUGCUUUAUUUCUCGGUGACUCCUCAGUAUGUGCAAAACACUCAGCAGUGGAGUCUCAAAAUAGAGCUGGAUUUUGAUGUCAUCAGCUCAAAGCCAGUUGCUGCUCUCGCGACUGUGAGCAUUCCUGAGCUGCAGACGCAGCAGACAUUCACAGUGGAGCUUCGUCCUGGUGAAGGCAGCACUGUGCUGCUCGUAAACAUAAGUAAGGCUGCAGCACUGGAGACUUGGUGGCCAAGAGGACAUGGGAACCAGACUGGGUACAACAUGACAACUACAUUCAUUGCAGAGGGAGGUUGCAAGAUUGAGAAGCUUUCUAAGGUUUAUUUUCGAACAAUAGAACUUGUAGAAGAGCCCAUUCCUGGCUCACCUGGUUUGAGUUUUUAUUUCAGAAUCAAUGGACUCCCUAUUUUUAUGAAGGGUUCCAACUGGAUUCCAGCUGAUUCUUUUCAAGACAGAGUGACCUCUAAAAGGUUAAGGAUCCUCUUGCAGUCGGCGGUUGAUGCCAACAUGAAUAUGCUCCGCGUAUGGGGAGGAGGCAUAUAUGAGCAAGAUGAGUUCUAUGAAAUAUGCAAUGAACUAGGAAUCAUGAUUUGGCAGGACUUUAUGUUUGCUGUUGCUCUUUACCCAACUGACCACAGCUUCCUAGACUCAGUAAGAGCCGAAAUUACUCAUCAGGUAAAGCGGUUAAAAUCUCACCCUUCUGUCAUUUUAUGGAGCGGGAACAAUGAAAAUGAAGCAGCAAUUGCAUACAACUGGUUCUCUAUUCCAAGCACAAAGAAGAGCGUUUAUGCCGACGAUUAUGUCACACUUUAUGUAAAGAACAUCCGAGAGAUUGUUCUUGCUGAAGACGAGACUCGCCCUUUCAUUACCUCCAGCCCUACCAAUGGUGUGGAAUCGGCCAAGGAAGGCUGGUUAGCCCAUGCUCCUUAUGACACUCAUUUCGGAGAUAAUCAUUACUACAACUAUGUGAGUGACUGCUGGGAUUGGACCACCUUCCCCAGAACACGAUUUGCCUCAGAGUAUGGCUUUCAGUCCUGGCCUUCCUUCAGUGCCCUGGCACAGGUGUCAUCUGAGGAGGACUGGUCUUACGUGAGCAAUUUCUCCUUGCAUCGGCAACACCAUGCUCACGGCAAUGACCAAAUGCUUAAUCAGGCAGCUCUCCAUUUUAAGCUGCCACAGGAAGGAAACCCCCUCAAGAACUUUAAACAUUCCAUCUACCUCACUCAGAUUAUGCAGGCCCAGUGCAUAAAGUCCCAAACGGAGUUCUAUCGUCGUAGCCAAAGCGAGAUAAUCAAUGGGGAGGGGCGCACCAUGGGGGCACUAUAUUGGCAACUCAAUGAUAUCUGGCAGGCUCCUUCCUGGGCUUCUCUGGAAUAUGGUGGCAAGUGGAAGAUGCUCCAUUAUUUUGCGCAGCGUUUCUUCGCUCCUUUAUUGCCUGUGGCGUAUGAAGAUAAAGGUGCUCUCUACAUAUAUGGAAUCUCAGAUCUUCACACAGAUUAUGAGCUGACACUCAGAGUCAGUCUGCAUGAUUGGGGUUUGACAGAGCCAGUGUGUACCUUGGCUAAAGAGGGUGUGCUCAUCAAGGGAGGAGCAGCUGUCCCCAUCUACAAGGAGCCCAUCAGUGACCUUCUGAAACGAUGUGGAAAUUGUACCAGGCAAAGCUGUGUUGUCACCCUUUCCCUUGAGGGUGAAGAGGAGCUCUCCAGCCCAAGCAAUUACCACUUCCUGUCCUCAUUGAAGGAUGCAGUGGGAUUAAAGAAUCCACAACUUCUUGCUUCUGUUUCCCAAGAAGGAGAUCAGUUUCAGAUUAUCCUGGAAGCCACAGCCAUCGCUCCUUUUGUUUGGUUGGAUGCUGGAAACAUCCCAGGAAGAUUCAGUGACAAUGGUUUCCUUCUCACUGAGAAACGAAGAGUCAUACUGUUCUACCCUUGGGAAACCACUAGCGCCAAAGAGCUGGAGAAGUCGCUCAGCUUAACAUCACUGACAGACAUUUCCUGAGGAAAGGCCUGAAGGAGGGAGAGGAAGCUGAAUGGAAACGGGAAUGAAACGCCGCAGCAAGAGAGGCACAAAGUAGGACCAUUAAACAUCGUUCUUGUGCCAGCAUCUUCAACACUUGGGACCCUUUUGUUCAGCGGACUGGACCCCAGAGCAAAUCAGCACGGCGACAGAACAAGGUGACCUCGUAUGCUAAGAGAGCUUAAUGAAAACAGUGAAAUGAAGUGCAUAGAAUGAUGCUUUAGUGCCCUCAUUUGCUUUCCUCUGUAUUCUGGCACCAGGGCUUUUUAUUUAAGAUGGAAGGAUGUGCUGCUCCAGUAUUAGACUAAGGAGCCACACUGAUGCAUGUCUCAGAUUAUAGG
Messenger RNA from Lacerta agilis (Sand lizard), 3062 nucleotides. RefSeq names its product mannosidase beta (gene MANBA). Gene Ontology annotation, biological process: glycoprotein catabolic process; carbohydrate metabolic process. NCBI's taxonomy places the organism in Eukaryota, Metazoa, Chordata, Lepidosauria, Squamata, Lacertidae. The transcript is spliced from 17 exons. The record is from RefSeq and is a predicted model, not a curated record. Gene Ontology annotation, molecular function: beta-mannosidase activity. Bases 25 to 2703 code for a protein of 892 amino acids.